Pelecanus crispus (Dalmatian pelican) is the source of this 1046-nucleotide messenger RNA. The record is from RefSeq and is a predicted model, not a curated record. Lineage: Eukaryota; Metazoa; Chordata; Aves; Pelecaniformes; Pelecanidae.
AGGUGGCGUAUUCCCAGAGCACUGGCCAGAAAGAGCAGCUGAGCCGCUGCCUGCAGCGAGGGAUCAGGCGGGUCCAGGAUCUCUGUAAAGUCCUCCAGCUCCCAAUGGUGUUUGAGGAAACGGCGGUGUCAUACUUCCAGAGAGCUCUGCAGCACCCUUGCUUCCACCUGGUCAGUCUGGAGAAGAAGGAGCUCCUGGGGGGCUGCUGCGUCUUCGUGACUUGUCGACAGCACAACUGGCCCCUGACGAUGGGGACGAUCUGCUCCCUCCUUUACGCGAAGCAGGAGCUGUUUGCCAGUGUCUACCUGAGCCUUCAGAAAGAGCUCGGGCUCUCUGUGCCGGCUCUGAGCCUGGGGGAUCUGGUGAAGACGCACCUGAACAGUUUUCGGCUAUUCCAGCACACAGCCGAUGUCCCUGCCACAUUUGUGGAGGACAAGGAGAAGAUGGUCGCCCGAACGAUGCAGAUCGUGGAGCUGGCCAGCGAGACGUGGCUGGUCACCGGCCGUCACCCUGUUCCCAUCGUCACGGCCGCGGCCUUCCUGUCGUGGCAGUCGCUGCAGCCCACUGCCCGCCUCACCUGCACUUUCGCGCGGUUCUGCAAGCUGGCGGGUGUUGAUCUGCCGCCGCCGGCGCACCUGAGGCUGAAGGAGCUUCUCGAGAUCCUCCUGAGAAUGGCCUCCCAGCUCGCUUGGCUGAGGGUGUUUAACAUGGACAAGAAAACAGUGGUCAAGCACAUCGGGGACCUGCUGCAAGAGCAGCGUGCCACGGCCCCGGGUGAGGGCUCUGCCGGCUCUCCUCCAGCGGCAGGAGGGGCGGCGCAGGAGGAGGGCUGUCCCUCGGAAGGGAAACGCCAGCGUGAGGAUGGCCGGAGGCCCUUGCUGCCGCCCUGCCUUAUCAAUCCGAGGAAGAGACUGCGGACGGCAGCCCUGAGCGCUUCGGAUUCUGCCAUCACUGGUGAUGAGCCCAUCUCCGACAGCGAAAUCGAGCAGUACCUGCGGGGCCCGGAGGAGAUCCGGGCCUUCAGGAAGGCCAAGGCCUGGUCAUGA